Molecule: messenger RNA, 1050 nt
Organism: Fonsecaea nubica
Lineage: Eukaryota; Fungi; Ascomycota; Eurotiomycetes; Chaetothyriales; Herpotrichiellaceae
Exons: 1
Coding region: 1-1050 (349 amino acids)
Source: RefSeq, a predicted model, not a curated record
AUGGUGUCAAUGAAGAGCACGUCGUUGUCCCUGGUCUCAGGCGCAUGCCUGGCAGCCACCGCUCUCGCGGCCAACCUCACCGUUUACCAGUCUAAUGUCUCUUUCGUUCCAGUCCCACUUCCUGUACCGGGACCAGCUGCAAACUUCGAGGCAAUCAUCGAACAGUUUACCACUCUCGGCCGCACUACUGUCUGGCGCUCGGUUAAAAACAUCACCUUUCAAGGCGAUACCGGCGAGCCUGAGGGCAUGGUGGUCAUCGACGAGGAGAGAUUCAUUACUGCCCGAGGAGACUGGACAGCCCCUACCACUUCAUACAACGGCACCAUCAUAAAUGGCACCGAUCGUGCGCCUGGUGCCGGUUAUGCGCAUCUUGAGAUCUACGAUGGCCAGGGCAAACGAGUGGUCGACGCCACACUGACUCCUCCAGGGGAUAUUGAGUACCACAUCGGAGGUAUCGACUAUGAUGGGCAAUUCAUCUGGGCGACCCUGGCGCAGUAUCGUCCAAAUACCACUGCCACCAUCAUCGCCGUCGAUCCCCUGACUCUGGAAUACCAAUCAUUGAUCCACUACGCCGAUCAUCUGGGAGGCAUUGUGCAUGACACCAAACGACAAAGACUCAACACAUUGAACUGGGGCGCACGCAAUGCUUCAAUCUGGAAUCUAAACUCGACGUCCAACAAUGCGUUCCCGACAUUCUCGAAACCGGUAUCUGUCGUCCGCAAUCCCUCGUUCUUCGUCGACUACCAAGACUGCAAAUUCUUGGGCCACUCCAAACACUACGACCAGCGCGCCGUCUUGAUCUGCUCGGGUGUCGCCACCUUGGCCGGCAACAUCACAAUCGGGGGUCUCGCACUCGUUGAUUUUGAGACCAUGGUCCCGCUCUAUGAGGUGCCAUUGACUCUGACGUCGGUCCGGGGCACGCCCCUCACACAGAAUCCGUUUGAUGUGGCAUACGUGAAUGAGACUGUGAGGUUCUAUUUCUUGCCCGACCAGCACAAUUCGACGCUGUACAUCUACGAGCCGCUGAGGGAUAGUCCGUACGAGUACUGA